Molecule: messenger RNA, 4031 nt
Organism: Ictalurus punctatus (channel catfish)
Lineage: Eukaryota; Metazoa; Chordata; Actinopteri; Siluriformes; Ictaluridae
Gene: cep104
Product: centrosomal protein 104
Exons: 23
Coding region: 199-3024 (941 amino acids)
Cellular component (GO): cilium
Source: RefSeq, a predicted model, not a curated record
GAGAACCCGUGCUAUAUUAUAGUCAUGGAUAAAUAGUAAUAUAACGUAAAAAUAAUGUACCAGAAAAAAUACACAUACCAGAGGAGAUACAGAAUGCGCAUGCGCACAUCUUGCAGUUGUCAAAUAGUGGUUAUGGAGAGGACGUUGGACUAAUAAGUUGUCCUUGUAUUUGGUAAUGUGACAUCUUGGCAAACUUGUAUGAAUGAAACACACAGGAGCGGGAUGCCGCGUAAGAUAGGAUUCACUGUGAUCAGCUGGUCUGGUCAUGAGGAGAAUUACAGUGCCAGAGAGCUGAUGGUUCAUGCUCCUACCAUCAAUGGCUGGAGGUCUGCCAGGUUCUGUCCGUUCCCACAGGAGAUCACACUACAGAUGGUGGAGAGAUGUCGCGUCAGGAAGCUGCAGCUGCUGGCUCAUCAGUACCUGAUCUCUGCCAAGGUAGAGUUCCACAUUGGGGACAGAGAACCUGCUUCUCCCCGGCGCCUUCAGCAGUUCCGCAGACUUGGGUAUGUAUCACUCUCCACUAAUGAGAAGACUGGGUUCAGAGCACGAGAACUGAAGUCAGUGCAUGUAGAUGCUGUCGGGACCUAUCUGAAGCUUACCUUUCACAAAAACCAUGUCAAUCAGUACAACAUUUAUAACCAGGUCGCGUUGGUGGCUAUAAAUAUAUUAGGUGACCCAAUGGACUGCAGUGAUAGCAGCCCAAUACCAGGCCGAGAUCAGCUGAUUGAUCAGUACAUUGGCAGCACACAGCACAGCUCAUCCCUGGAUGGCUCCUAUGCAGGGUAUAAGCAUGAGUCUAUCUCGCCACUGGAUGACUUGGCGUUUGACAUGUAUCAGGAUCCUGAGGUUGCUCAUAUCAUUCGCCUCCUGGAUGAUAAGAAACAAGAAAUGGUCCGAUUAGAGAGAUACCAUCUGGCUAAAAAGCUCAAACAGGCCAUAGCAGAUUUACAGAAGGUAGGGGAGUGUUUGGGCAGGUAUGAUGUGGAGAAACACAGUGCCAUAGAGAGGGAGGACUAUGACACAGCCAAACAGAAGAAAGAGCAGAUGGAGGCCUACAGGCUCAGAGUCUACCAGCAACUUGAGCUACAUGACCUCCUUGACAUGGGCCAGAUCCAGAGAAUGCCAGUAAAUGUGUCCGACUGUGGUAUUACCUCUCCAAGUGUUCGUCCACUCCAACAUUCCAUGCCUCUCUCUGAAACACCGAAGAAGAAGAACCAGGAACAGCUUUUGGUGGAAGAGAAGCAGAUUACACCUAAACCAAUGAGCCCUGAACACACAAGUGCACCACAUACACCCCCUCACUUUCCAAAUAUUGAUGUCAGCUCCUUGCCAUAUGAGGAGAGGCCUCUACCAGCCUUGAAGAGAUCGGAGACUCGGCUGCAACCUCAGGCCGAACAAAUGCUUGCUCCAUUGGACCCAAGUAGCGCACACAGUCCUGAAGUUACUGGAGAACCAGAGCCGUUGUCAGAGAAAGCCCAGAGAGAAGCUGUUCUGCCCAUAGAGGUCUACGGAGACAGUCUAGUGGCUGGAGCAUACUCAAAGACCUGGUCCUAUAGGCAAGAUUCUUUACUGGCAGUGUAUAAGAAACUAACAGAGGUUUCACCAGGAACCCCUAAACCUGAACUGACGAACAUGAUGAGAGCAGCAGUGUUCCUCUGCAAGAAAGCACUUACUGAUAAAGUGUCAUCCGUUUUCCAGGCAUCACUAAAGCUACUGAGGAUGAUUCUGAAGGAGUUUGUGUCCUCUCACCAGCUGGGAAGAUCUGAGAUUAGUUACUGUGUAGAGCACGUCUGGCCAAGUCUUCUGUAUCGGACUGGCGAGUUCACAGUGAGACUCCGCACACUGGCCAUUAGUUUUAUACAGGAGAUGGCUGUGUAUAAGGAGGUUCGUGCUCUGCAGUUUGUCCCCACUGAGCUGGUAAAGCCCAUAAAGAGCAGCAUGCCUGCACGUCUGGCUCUCAGCAGGCUCGAACUGUUGGAAAAGCUUCUGGAACAGCUUGGCAGCAACAACUCCGGCUUCACCCUUGACAACGUCAUGCGGUUUCUAGCAGGAGCACUGGAGCACUGUGCAGCAUCCGUGCGUGAGGUGGCUGUACGUAUCGUGCAGAUGAUGUACCACCUCCAUGGCCGUUCCAUACUGAGCUACCUGCCACCAGAUAAUCCCAGCACUCAGAAAAACAUCCUCUACAAACAUCUCUUCGACUCUUUUGCCAAGAUAGAUGGAAGACUUCCACAGUCACAGGUGAUGAAAGGAAGAGUGCAGAAAGAGGGAGAGAAAGAGGAGCAGGAAAUCAAGAGCCUGCAGGAGCAACUGGCCGUUCUGAAGGAGAUCAGUGAAAAGGGGAAGGAAAAGAACAAAUCGCCAGAGAGAAAACCUGAGAAGCCACAUAAACCAGGUGUUAAAAAAGGAACACAUUCCAUCUCUACUGAUGGAAAAGGGGGCCAGUCCAUACCAAACUAUCUAGACAAUCUUUGCAUAUUUUGUGGGGAGAAAGACAAGUCUUUUACAGAAGAGGGUUUGGACCUGCACUACUGGAAACACUGUCCAAUGCUGUGCCGAUGCCCCCAGUGCAGACAGGUAGUAGAGAUUGCAAGCUUAGCAGAGCACCUGCUCUCAGAGUGCGAACACAAAUCAGAUUUUACCCAGUGUCAUCAAUGUUCUGAGGCCAUCAUCAAAAAUAAGUUGACUGAACAUGUUCAAAGCACAGCCUGCAAUCCUCUUCCAGAUACUAUGGCCAACGGAAACUGUAACCACUGUCCUUUGUGCCAUGAAAACUUCCCUCCAGGAGAGGAGAGCUGGAAGUUUCACCUCAUGGACAGCAGUGCUGGCUGUAAGCAGAACACACGCAGGAUGGUGGCACUACAGCGAGCUAAGACACACACACAAGGGAAGACAAUCGGCACAGCAGCAAUGAAGCCAGCAGCAGUAGAGUCUGUUGGGAAAGGCAGAGGAGGUGGCAAGAGCAGCAGUCGCAUCCCUGCACCUGCACCACGACCCAGUAGGACUGGUAAAGUAAAGCCCUAAACAGGGUACUCGAGUAACUAUGAGUAGCUUGUAGCUUGAAAAUCUACAGUUUCAAAGUAGCUUCCCCAACACCGCAGGUUAGAGUUUUACCAACUAAACCAAACAUGUAGUGUCCAUGAUGUAAAAAGUAUAAAAUAAUUUUCUGCAAUGUCUUUAUCUUAGAUUUGAGCUUUAUUACAGUGAGGAGCGCUCAACAUCUGGCUGUCAUUCCUUAGCACUUGAAUUUAGAGUUAAAGGUGAAGGAUUCAAAUGUAUAAAAUUUACUAAGUUUAAAUCGACAAUACUGAUCGAUUUUUCCCAAACAUAUCAAAUGUAAGAGAACCCCCAAAUGAACAGAUAUUAACCAAAGCAGUGUCAGAAAAAAACAAGACCUUUUUCAUAUUGAAAAAAUCCAUAUAUAUCAGCAUUUUCUAUUAUGACUGGACAUUUCAUUGCUGUUGUUCUUAAAAAGAGCCACACAGGACCCUGCAGUGAUGGUGAAACUGUCAUGAAUAUUAUAAUAUUAACAUGUAAACAGUAUUUCAGCAUUCAAUACACCCACUUCUAUAUUUAAUGACAGUUGUAUCAUAGACUUUUAUUCAUUUCAGUCAAACUGAUGAAAGAUAUUUUUGGCCAUGAGUCAUAUGGUGAUGUAGUGACUAAUAUCAAAAUCAUUGUAAACACUGAAAAGCUUUUAUAUUUAAAGAACUAUUGAUGCUUUUUGCUAUUUUGUGGAUUUGUUUGUGGAUUUCUGUAUAAAUGCUCUAAAGGCAGUGUUUAUAUUUGUUACAUUUCCAAAAAGGGUAUUAAAAUGUAUUUAUUCAAUAAUGUCAAACAGUGUGGAUUUGUCAAUUAAGUAGCUUAAAACACUAGAAACGUAACCUAUAACAAAUAAAUCUGUAAAUGUAUAAAUAUACCUGUACGGUUACCAAAUCUAGAUGUAAAAAUGUAAAUAUGAACAUUACAUGAAAUCAUUUUGCUGGAUUGAAGUGUCCUUGAUGGAAUUAAAAUAUGUUUAAUUAAAUAAA